This is a messenger RNA of Eimeria tenella, 228 nucleotides long. RefSeq lists its product as uncharacterized. The annotation marks the transcript as partial. NCBI's taxonomy places the organism in Eukaryota, Apicomplexa, Conoidasida, Eucoccidiorida, Eimeriidae. The record is from RefSeq and is a predicted model, not a curated record. The transcript is spliced from 3 exons.
CAAGAAGACUUUACCUUCGAGGCGAACGAGCUGUACUCUCUGGACGUGGUGCUGUCAGCAGGAGAAGGAAGAGCGCGGGAGUCUGCAGUGCGGCCUUCGGUCUUCAAGCGGGCGGUGGAAAGGAAGUACAUUUUGAAGAGCCAGUUGGGCCGGGCCUUCAUGAACCAAGUGGAGAACACCAUUCUUUCGCUGCUGCGAGCGCAACAAUUGCGACUCGUGACUAAAUGA